Oncorhynchus mykiss (rainbow trout) is the source of this 5625-nucleotide messenger RNA. NCBI's taxonomy places the organism in Eukaryota, Metazoa, Chordata, Actinopteri, Salmoniformes, Salmonidae. The record is from RefSeq and is a predicted model, not a curated record.
AGACAAAUAAUCUAUAGACGGCUAGCAAUCUGGCUAACGUUUGUCGAGUGAGGCCGGGUGCUGAUUACGGCGUGUCUUUGUUAGCUAACCUGAAGUGGCUAGCCAGAUUGCAUUUUAAUUUUCACACAAUUAUUAAAAGUAGUUAAGCUAAAGCUAGCUAACUUGUUGUUGGACCCUCGUUGAUAACUAGAUAAAGCAUUAGCGAGCUACGCUAGCCCAUAUGAAGUUAACUUGAUAGCACUAGCGAGCUGACGUUACUUAACUACUUUGGUUGCUAUGUAGUUAGCUAAGCUAAAUCGUAGCCAGUGAUCUGCCUGGUUAACUAUCAAGUGUUAUUGCCAGUUGAGAUGGGCGAUUACAAAACGGUUGCCUGGCUCUUGACAGAGGGCCAAGAGAACGGUGGACUGACUGCCAGGGGCCAGCGAUUUUUAGGCCAUCAAUCACCCCCACAGAGCUGAUAAAAUGGAGUGUGCAGUUGACACACAGCCAGGCGGGGACGAGGCUGCAGAGCAAGAACACACUCUGGAGGAAACAUCUGCAAAGGAAGGAAGUGAGACGCCGCAGAAGAAGAACAAGAAGCACAAAAAACACAAGAGCAAGAAGAAGAAGAAGAAACGUGGCAAGGGAGAGCGAGAGACGAGCUCAGAGUCGGCCCCAGAGUCCGACGUAGAAAAGCCGCCAAUCAGAACCAGAGCAGGUUUGAGGAGUGCUGGCCCAGUGGCCUCCGAUACAGGAGUAGACACGAAAGAGGAGGCAACAAAGGACUUGAUCACAGCUAUACCUGAGGUAGAAGGUGACGCUAAAGCCAGAAAACACAAAAGGCAUGCUGGGAAAAAGAAGAGAAAAAGGAGGAGAAAAGGGGAAGAAAAGCAGGAGAAGAACUCUUCUUCACACUCCCUAUCAGAGAGCGAAUCUAUGUCAGGAACAGAUUCUGAGUCUGAGGGGAAGCCAGCUGGCAUGGUAGUGCAGGCUGUUCCCAUGCAGUCUAAGGCCAGGCAAGAGGAGCGAGUUCCCUCCCUAUGCAUCACUUUGGCCCAAAAAGAGGAAUCUCUGAAAGUGAUGUGUCAACCCUCAGAUAAUGAGUCUGUGGAUGCAGGAGGAAAGACAGAAGAGAAGGUUUCCCCUGCUAACAGGGAGAACCAAACCAUCUCUGUCACAAAGCUGGAAGAUCCACGGAGCGACGGGAGCUUCAGCCACACCCAGGAGCUUCCUGACAUCAUCCCCAAGCAGGAUGGCCAGAAGGAGGAAACCAACCCAGAGCAGAGGUCAAAGGUGAAGAACCAGGCUCCCUCCAGGUCAAGGUCAGGGUCGCUGACAGACACUAAGAUGGCUAGAUCGAGUCUUAGUCGUUCGCCAAGCCCUAAGCGGUCCAGAUCAAGUCGCAGUCGUUCACGAAGCCCCGCGGGAUUGUCUAGUCAGCCUGUGUCUGUCAGGGGCAGGUCUCGAUCUGGCUCAAAAAGCAUGACUCCCAAGAGGAAGCAGUCCAUGUCCCCCAAAAGGACAAGACGCAAGUCCCCAUCUCUGUCCCCCAGGACAAGACGCAAGUCCCCAUCUCUGUCCCCCAGGAGAGGACGCAAGUCCCCAUCUCUGUCCCCUAGGAGAGGACGCAAGUCCCCAUCUCUGUCCCCUAGGAGAGGACGCAAGUCCCCAUCUCUGUCCCCCAGGAGAGGACGCAAGUCCCCAUCUCUGUCCCCCAGGAGAGGACGCAUGUCUCCCAAGAGGGGACGCAAGUCCCCUUCUCUGUCCCCCAAGAGACGACGUAUGUCUCCUCUGUCCCCCAGGAGAGGACGCAAGUCAUCUCCUCUGUCACCCUGGAGAGGACGCAAGUCUCCUUCUCUGUCCCCUAGACGGGGGCGCAAGUUGUCUCCUCUGUCCCCUAGACGGGGGCGCAAGUUGUCUCCUCUGUCCCCUAGACGGGGGCGCAAGUUGUCUCCUCUGUCCCCUAGACGAGGGCGCAAGUUGUCUCCUCUGUCUCCUAGACGAGGGCGCAAGUUGUCUCCUCUGUCCCCUAGACGAGGGCGCAAGUUGUCUCCUCUGUCCCCUAGACGAGGGCGCAAGAUGUCUCCUCUGUCCCCUAGACGAGGGCGCAAGAUGUCUCCUCUGUCCCCUAGACGAGGGCGCAAGUUGUCUCCUCUGUCCCCUAGACGAGGGCGCAAGUUGUCCCCUUCUCUGUCCCCUAGGAGAGGGCGCAAGUUGUCCCCUUCUCUGUCCCCUAGGAGAGGGCGCAAGUUGUCCCCUUCUCUGUCCCCUAGGAGAGGGCGCAAGUCCUCUCCUUUGUCCCCUAGAAGAGGACGCAAGUCUCUGUCUAAAUCCCCUAGGAGAGGACGCAAACUGUCUCCAUCUCCCAGACGAGGGCGGCGGUCUGAGUCCAGGUCACAUGGCUGUGUCAGAAGGUCGAGGACCAGAACCCCCCCCCCUCGUCGAGGUAGACGUCUGUGGUCCCGCUCGCCUGUGAGGCAGACUCGCCGUUCACGCUCCAGAUCUAGACGGCUCCAUCGCUCCCGGUCAAUGAGGAGAGGACGGCAUUCCCAGAGCAGCUCCCCGUCUCGCAGAAAGAGGUCCCCCCCAAGGACACGACGGUCCCGGUCUCCGGUCAGGAGAGGUAGGCGGACUCGUUCCCGCUCCGUCGUGAUCCUGAAGAGGAACAGGAAAGGUUCACGGUCCAAAUCCCCACGGGGCAAGGACAACAAGUCCCGCUCCCGGAGCCGCAGGAUAUCCAGGUCACCAGUUAAGAAAAUAUGUUCUAGAUCACCGAAGCGGAGCAGGACAAAGUCCAGAUCCCCAGGACGCAGUAAACCAUCAACAUCACGAUCACUAUCGCCACGUAACCAGUCCAAGUCUCAUACUCCUAAAUCCAAAUCCCAGAAAAUAAACAAGCGUUCAAUGUCAAAAUCACCCACCAGCGACAAAUCCAAGUCUGUCUCAAGCGACAGGCAAUCUGAGAGCGUAUCCCCAGAACGCUCAAGAUCCAGGUCUACUGCCAAGGACCUAAAGUCUCCAAAAAUGGCUGAGAAGCAUACUGCAGACACGACUGUGAAUAAUGAAGCGUCUACUAAGCCUGUUGGGGAAGCUGUAGCUGCAGCAGAGCCCUGGAAGCCCCUCGCUUUGGCUGCUGCCUCCAGAUCUACCACACAGGGCAAGCCAAUGGCUGGGCAUGCUGAAGAGAGCACCUCUGAGAUUCCAUCUGAAGACCAUGACUCUGCAGAAGAAGAGCCAAAGGUGGCAAGAAGCCCAACAAGCUCCUCUGACGAAGAACCGGAUGAGCAUGCUACGUCCAGGUCUGUUUCACCAGAGACUGUUCCUGCUGAUCGCCGCUCCAGGUCCUCACCUUCUAAAUCUCCCAUUAAGAAGACAUUUUCAAAACAACGGCAGUCCUCAACUUCAGCGUCUCCUAGUAGGAAGUCCCGAUCACCUGCUGGUAGGAAGAUGUCCACCUCUCCCUCAUGGAGGUGCUCCCGGUCCAAGUCCAUCUCUCCCUCUCAGUCCAAGUCUGCCUCCAGAAGGAGACGUUCCAAGUCCCCAGCCAGGAAAAGGAAGUCUGUCUCUCCGCCUACCAGACGGAAGAAGAGGUCUAAGUCCAGAAGUCCGGCCCGGCGCAGGAGAUCACGGUCUAAGUCACCGGUACGGCGCAGGAAGUCACGUUCCAAGUCCAGAGUCAGGACCAAGCGCUCUAAAUCCCGCUCCCCAGCCAGAAGGAAGAGGUCCAAGUCUGCAGACAGGAGCAAACGCUCCAAGUCUCGUUCUCCAGGCCGGAGGAGAAGGUCCCGCUCCGGGUCGCGGCGGCGUCGGCCCGUCAUGCGGAAUCGCUCGUUUGACCGACGCGACCGAUGGAAACGGGAACCAAGCCACUCGCCAAUCCUCAUCCUCCGCAAGCGCCGUUCCACAUCUCGAGGCCGCCGCAGUGCCAGCAAGACCCCUCCUCGUCUCACUGAGCUGGACAAAGACCAGCUCCUGGAGAUAGCGAAGGCCAAUGCAGCAGCCAUGUGUGCUAAAGCAGGUGUGCCCAUCCCAGAGAGUCUGAGACCCAAGGCCAUCCUCCAGCUGCCCCUGCCCAACCCAGCCCCAACUCCCCUGAAUCUGCCUCUUCCCCUGCCGUUGCCUCUCAACAUGCCCGGCAUGGGCAUGCCCAAUAUGCCCAACAUGAACAUGCACAUGCCCAACAUGCACAUGCCCAACAUGCACAUGCCCAACAUGCACAUGCCCAACAUGCACAUGCCCAACAUGCCCAACAUGAACAUGCCCAACAUGAACAUGCCCAACAUGAACAUGCCCAACAUGAAUAUGAGUAUGCCCAAUAUGAAUAUGCCUAAUAUGGGCAAUAUGUCCAAUAUGGCCAUGAGUGCUGCCAUGGCCAGUAUGACCGCUGCCACCAUGACUGCAGCCCUCACCAACAUGGCCCAGAUGUCAAACAUGCCCCAGAUGGCCCCCCUCCCCACUAUCACCAACAAGCCCCAGAUGGCCCCCCUCCCCACCAUCACCAACAAGCCCCCUCCUAGCCAGGUUCCCCAAACAACCCUUCCCCCCCUUAACCUGGACCACAUAGAGGAGGUGAAGAGGAAGGUGACUCAGCAGGCCAACAUAUACAGCAUCAAGGAGCUCACUGAGAAAUGUAAGAUGAUAGCGGCGAGUAAAGAGGAGAUGGCCAUAGCGAAGCCACACGUGUCUGAUGACGAAGAUGAGGACAGGAAGCCACGCGGCAAGAGCUUCCUCAGUUAACUUUUAUUUGGGGCGGAUCACAUGAGGCGAAAGGCUCCCCAUGGAAACAUCACCGGGCGGACAGAAGUGCGGGUUGUGGUUACAGAGAAGGAACAGUGUCCGAUACUGCCAGCCCCUUUUCCCUGGACAAUCAUUCCCUCCCCCAGCACCUCCCAUCAUGCUCUAGUUGUCUGGGUUUCCACAUGCUUCCAAAGCCACGGUUGGAUUCCAAAGCUACAAAGUAAAAAUUGGCUACAAAAAUUAGCUUUUUGGUCUUCAUUUAGGAUUAGGCAUAAAGUUAGGAGUAUGUUUCAAAUCAAAUUUGAAGAAGAAAUUGUACAAAUGCGUGGGGUUUAGCCAUAAUUAUGACUUCGUGGCUAUGGAAGCUAGUGACGACCCAUUGGACAGAUUGGAGUGUACAGUGUGGUUACUCCUAGCUUCUACACAUUGGUCAGACAGCUGUCUGGACAAUGACUGAAGAUAAAUGAAAGAAGGAACACACUUUCAAAUUUUGUCGACUCUUUCUAAUGUUAAACUUUUUGUGUUUAGUUUUUGUGUUCAGUGAUUAAAUUACCAGCUCACGGUUCCUUUAGUGACAUUUUAACCUGUGAGUGAACUGCUAGGACUGCCCUCGGUGCGCGCACCCACAGAUGUCAGUAAUAUGAUGGUCAGUUGUUUCUGUAGUGAUGGGCAGACUGACCAGGUGUCUCCAUUGAGAAGACAAACUGAUCAGGGCUUUGGAGGAUCCACUCUUAAUGUUUUGUCACUUCUAGUAUUUCUCUAUGGUGUUUUUCUGUUAAAUACCUGAUGUAAUCUUUAGCUAUUUUAAUGACUUAAAAUACAUUUUAGGAUUUCCUUGGUCAGUAGGGUAUUAUUUGGCUGGCUUUGUACAUAAUGUAUUGAUGAUUAUUAAAGGAAACCAGAAAAUUA